CAAAUAACGUGUGUCGUUGUUUUGUCCCGCGCAGGUAAUGACCUGACUGCUGCCCCCUGGUGGUGCAAUGAAGGACCUCUCCUCUUCCUGCUCUCCUCACAACUCCCAACUCCUCUACCCUUCCUCCAAGACCUCGGCAGGACCCUUCUCUCCAUCCCCCGGUGCCGUCCCUUUGACCCUGGCGUCGUGCCCCAAGCCGCAGCCUUUCUGCCUCCAGACGGGGCCGCACCUCAUCGCCAGCAUGCAGCUGCAGAAGCUCAACUCGCACUACCAGAACCUGGCGGGUUCCUCGGCGGGACACCCGACUCCCAGUGCCGUUCAAAGGGGAUUUAGGGCGGGAAACCAGAUUCUGGGGCCCUCCGGGAGCAUCGGUGGAGCGGGGAUGAGUGCAGGCGUCGGCGCGGGGAUGCAGGGCGCCGCCCCGAGCGGAGUCUUGGACUUUGACCUCGUAGACGAGGAGGUCCUCACGUCGCUGGUGGUGGAGCUCGGACUGGACCGAGCCAAUGACUUGCCUGAACUCUGGCUGGGCCAAAACGAGUUUGACUUCAUGUCAGAUGUGGCGGCUGGCUGCUGAUCCGGCACACGAGAAUAACUAAAGAAAGGAUGACUGGGAAAUUGCACCAUUCAGACCUCGGUGAAAAUAGACUUUGUCUCCUCUGUCGACAAGCAUGUCAUGUUUGUAAAAUAAAAAAGUAGCCAUGUGGAGAGGGACAGACUAGGAACCAGACCUCUAUCACGUUAAUGAAUCCUAGUUUCUCACAUGUUGGUCUGUUUUGAAGUAAAUAAUGGCUCAUAUUAAUCAGCACGUGAACCAUUUCAUCAUUAAAAGAGCACUUCUGCGCCCUUA
This is a messenger RNA of Hippocampus zosterae (dwarf seahorse), 847 nucleotides long. It is a transcript of the gene cited1, whose product is annotated as Cbp/p300-interacting transactivator, with Glu/Asp-rich carboxy-terminal domain, 1. The record is from RefSeq and is a predicted model, not a curated record. Bases 68 to 574 code for a protein of 168 amino acids. The transcript has a single exon. Gene Ontology annotation, cellular component: nucleus. Lineage: Eukaryota; Metazoa; Chordata; Actinopteri; Syngnathiformes; Syngnathidae. Gene Ontology annotation, biological process: regulation of DNA-templated transcription.